Monosiga brevicollis MX1 is the source of this 1137-nucleotide messenger RNA. RefSeq lists its product as uncharacterized. Gene Ontology annotation, molecular function: ferric iron binding; ferrous iron binding; acid phosphatase activity. The record is from RefSeq and is a predicted model, not a curated record. Lineage: Eukaryota; Choanoflagellata; Craspedida; Salpingoecidae. The transcript has 8 exons. Bases 1 to 1137 code for a protein of 378 amino acids.
AUGAAGGUGCACCUUCGACCAGCGCUCAUCCUGGGCUUGGCCACCCUGGCUGUGCUCUUGCUCACCAUCAGCUGGUCAAAUCGACGAGCUCAGCGCCUGCAGGACUUUGCCUUUGCCAACAGUUGGGAUGGUGUUCGGUUCAUUGUCUUUGGUGACUUCGGGGCCGGUCAAGUUGGUGGCAAGGACCAUCACCAAGAAGAUGUAGCGCAUCUCCUCUCCAGUGUAGCAGCACACUUUCAGCCUCAGUUUAUUGCCACCACUGGCGAUAUCAUCUACGAUGAUGGGAUUCAGUCCAUUGCUGACAUGCAGCUCAAGACCAAGCACCGAGAUCUUUAUUCGGCCAAUUCCCUGCAGGUUCCAUGGCACAUCAUCCCUGGUAAUCAUGAUUGCCAUGGUUCGCUAGAUGCCAUGGUCGAGUAUGCUCAGCUGCCCGGAAACCACUGGGACAUGCCCGCUCGUUACUACGUUAAAACCAUCAGUUUUGGAGACAAAUCUGCACGUCUCAUCUAUCUAGAGUUUCAGCUCAUGCACCACAUGUUUUGGCACAUUGCGGUGUCCAUGACCAUGCCCCACCGCCCAGAUACGUGCUUGCUGGUCUGCGGGCAGAUGCGCAAUUUCCGUUGCGAAGAUUCGAUGCGCGCUAGUGUCAAUGCCAGUCUCCGGCAAGAUGAGUUGGCUUGGCUUCGCAAGGAGCUGACAGUGCCGGCUCAAUGGAAACUGGUUUUUGGGCAUUGGGGUAUCUUCUCCCACUUUGGCAAUGGGCCAACGCAAGAGUUGGUGGAUGAUCUGUUGCCCCUUCUGCGAGAAUUUGACGUCGAUGUCUAUUUUAACGGGCAUGACCACAGCCUGCAGCACAUGGUCUUGGCUACUGCCAACACAUCAAACUUAGCCGAGGCUCGGCCUCAUUUUAUCAUCUCGGGGGCGGGGGGCUACGAGCUGCAGCCCGAGCUCAAACCUGAAGCCCAGAAGCAGCUCAACGUUGGGUCAAAUCUCGUGUAUGGCGCAGCAACGCCCGGGUUUGUGCAGGCUGUGUUGACUGCGGAGCGCCUACGCCUUCGAUUCGUGGGCAUGGGUGAUCGCACCCUCCACACGGUUACCCUACAAGCUCGCCAUCCCAAGCAGGGCGAGCUUCGGUGA